AUGAUUGUCAUUGCGCUUACUGUUGAUAGUGCGUAUUCUUUCUCUUACGUCUAUGGCAAGUGCAAGUCGACCAAGUUCCGAGCCGGUCUCUAUGGACCGAUGACGAGAACUCGUAGUGCGUGUCGUGCCGAGUGGUCGAAGACCAUCCGAAUGCUUCGACUUCUUCGCCUCGUGCGCAUCGUGCGGGCCAUUAAGCUGCGUCGAGGCUUCGUGGCCGUGCAGGACCUCCUGCACUCACAGGCCUCCAGCCUCUACCUCAGCUUCUAUGUCAGCCUGGGACAGUUGCUUGUCCUCAACCACUGGAUGGCCUGUGCGUGGUUCGGGGUCAGCUGGUUGAACGCAGACAACUGGGUCGUGGCCAGUGGACUCCAGGACAAGAACGCCCAGCACCAGUACCUGGCCUGCAUCCUCUGGUCCUUCUGUCAGCUGGGAGUGGGCGAGAGCCCUCUGCAGCCGACGAACGAGGUUGAGAUGCUCCUGAACGUCUGCAUUACGUUCAGGUCCCUUAUCACCUCGGCCACCCUCAUCAGCACCAUGAGCAGCUUGAUCGCGGGCUUGCGGAAGAUAGAGCAGGACGAGACCACCGAGUUUCGGCUUCUGCGGCGCUACCUGAAGCACAACGAGAUCCGCAGUGAUGUGGGCCAGAAGGUCACGCAAUUCUUGCAGCAUCAAUAUGCCUUGAAGCAGCAGGCCAGGUCCUUUCACGUCCGUGUGCCGCUGCUGGAAUUGCUCUCACGUCCGCUGUUCCACGAGCUCCAGUUCGAAAGGUACCGCAUGUCCCUUUGCAAGCUGCGCCUCAUCCGUGAUCUCCUGGAUGAGCCAGGCAUGCAAACGCUGCACACUCUCUAUGAGCUCGCAAGCACAAGCCUGCAUCACAUGGUUGCCGCAUCGGGCGAUGUGAUCUUCCUCAGUGGCAAGGCCGCAGUGUCGGCCUACCUGAAGCUGAGCGGGUCUCUGUGCUACUACCACGACGAGGGCGAGGAUAUCUUAGACGACAGCCGCUGGGUGGCUGAGAUGUGCCUCUGGGCACCAUGGGUGUAUAUGGGUGACCUGGAGUCAAUGAACAUGUCCGAGCUCCUCGCCCUGGACGCCGACGCCUUCUGCGCCACAUUGUCGCAGAAUUGGGACACGCAGCAGGCCGCCAGCAUGUAUGCCAAGCGCUUCCUGGCCGCCAUGCAUAAGCAGAAGAUGCUGACGGACAUUUUUGUGGACUACGACCAUGACUUGGACUCCGAAGAGAGCGAGGUGGAGCAACCCCUGGUGGACUUGUCCCUGCUGCCUUUCCUACCAGCGUCCUGGAAACGGUUUUGUCUCCAGUUUUUGAGGAGAAAGCGUCCCAGCACCAGGCAGAUCGCUCCCGAAGGGAGAGCCGUGAAGGGUAGAGCUCGGCCCUAA
Messenger RNA from Symbiodinium sp. CCMP2592, 1395 nucleotides. The record is from the annotation of a GenBank genome assembly. Lineage: Eukaryota; Dinophyceae; Suessiales; Symbiodiniaceae.